UAAUUGCUUGCCACCAAAUCCUUUAUUUACGCCAGGCUCGAGCAAAUCAGCCCUCACGCAAUGAGAAGGAAAGAAUUGAAAACAAUGAAAACAACCUCCUCCUUUUAAACCAAGUGUGAUUCUCCUUCCUUCUACAAGCCAUGGGGGACAAAGCGUACAGGGAUUAGGACCGUAAUUAGACCAAGUCCAAUGCCAGUAUAGAAGUCUUUCCUUUAGAUGCCAUUUGCACUGGCCAUGAAAAGCAACAAGGCAAGCCAAGAUUAUUCCUCCCUUCCCUUCCCUCCCCCAUGUCGUACUUCCCAGCCAAGAGAUUCCCUUGGCUUCCCUCACCUCUCUUCCUUCCCUCUGGUCUUCCUUUCCGUUCUGGUUUCGAGCCAUAGAACGUUGAGAGACCGACAUUGAGCUCAAAGAAAGACCGAUGGCGAGCAAAACAAGGAAGAAAUCCCUUAUCUCCAGCCAUCUCCUCCUCCUUCCUCCAACAAUGAAGGACUUCGCUUCCUGCUUCAGCGAGCACGCCGUCAAAGUCUCCGAUGCCUCCUGCUCGGGCGGCAGCGGCCAUUCUUCGCCCCCCGAGAACAGGUCGGUCCAGAGCGCCGUCACCUGCCUGUACAGGUCGCGGCUCUCCACACGAAAGGAAUUUCUCAUCAGGGUCACCUGGUCCAGGAGCCACGUCGGCCCGGCCUUAUCCAUCGGCGUCGACGACAGCCCCUCCCUCCGCGACUGGAAGCCUACUUCAAUGAAUUCACGGCUCUUGAGGAAGAAGAAAGGGAGCGAGUCCUACGCCUUGGGUAGCUCUGUCGUCGAUCUCCGCUGGGACAUCUCCUCCGCCAAGUACGGUCCGGGGCCCGAGCCUACCGAUGACUUCUACGUCGCGAUCAUCGUCGAUGCCCAGUUCGGUUUGCUGCUCGGCGACAUGAGCCGGGACUACAUCGAACGAUUCGAGGAGAAGAUCCCGGUUGCCGAGUUCUCGAUGUUUAGUCGGAGAGAGCAGGUCCUCGGGCAUUCCCUUCACUCGACCAAGGCUCGGUUUCGCGAGGAUGGGAGGGAUCAUGAGAUCACCAUCAGGUGCAAGGAGGAUGGUUGGGACGCCAAGGAAUCGGAGCUGUCGGUGUGCGUCGACAAGAAGAGGGUGGUGUACGUGAGGAGGCUCAGGUGGAACUUUAGAGGGAAUCAGACCAUAUUUAUCGAUGGAACGCCGGUGGACAUGAUGUGGGACUUGCAUGACUGGUGGUUCAGCAGCCCCUCGGGGGGUUAUGCCGUGUUCAUGUUUCGGACGAGGAGCGCACUGGAGAGCAGGCUGUGGCUCGAAGAGGAGAUACUGCACAAGGAGCAAGCCAUGUCCGGCUUCUCCCUGUUGAUCCAAUCUUUCAAGAGCUGAUCUCGAAGCCUUCUAACUGGUUUGCUGUUUCCUUCACCUUCUCCUUCACUAUAUAUGCUGCUUCUUUUCUCUUUUGUUCCCAAAGAUUAGUCCCCGAUUCUUUAGGACGUUUCGACUCAAAUAAGUCGGAGAGGAGUUGCUCGUUAGAUGGAACUUUAGAAAUGUGAAUUUCAGGUUGGAUUCUGAAUUUUUUUUUCUUUCUUUCGGCCCCCGGCCCCCUUUGUUUCCUUGUUAAAUAUACUUUCUUAUAGAAUCAUGUUAUCCUUUUGAAAUACAAGCCUUUGUCCUUUCUUUAAAGGGGAUGGUUUUUCCAUUCUUUCUGUUUAUAUGUUUCCGUGGUCGUUAUGGGAAUGAAUUAAAUGGGUGGAAAUACCAAAUCCCACCUUUUGUUUCUUC
This is a messenger RNA of Phoenix dactylifera (date palm), 1774 nucleotides long. RefSeq lists its product as uncharacterized. Lineage: Eukaryota; Viridiplantae; Streptophyta; Magnoliopsida; Arecales; Arecaceae. The record is from RefSeq and is a predicted model, not a curated record.